Pleurotus ostreatus (oyster mushroom) is the source of this 4443-nucleotide messenger RNA. RefSeq lists its product as uncharacterized. The transcript has 11 exons. The record is from RefSeq and is a predicted model, not a curated record. NCBI's taxonomy places the organism in Eukaryota, Fungi, Basidiomycota, Agaricomycetes, Agaricales, Pleurotaceae. Bases 1 to 4443 code for a protein of 1480 amino acids. Gene Ontology annotation, molecular function: protein binding.
AUGGCCGCCAUUGCUUCAUCUUCUCGCCCGGCCUGGCAAACUGAGGAGCUUCAAGAAGAAUGGAUUGAGGACACCGAAGAAGACGACCUCAGAGAUGAUUUCCUUUCAGCCAACCGAAGUCAAUCUAUAUCAUUUACAGCACCUCUCGCCACAACUAUCGUCACGAAUCACUCUUUGAACGAGACCACACCCUCCAGAAGCGCGGCAGGCACAUUUCUGAUUAGGGAAGAUGUACAGGCGGAACCGUUCUUGCCAAAGACGCCAGGUCGCCAUAAGAAGGGCUUGAUUAAGGACUUUUUUACACCACUACCGUUGGAACGAAUGUUCGAACCCCCGUCACCUCCAGCUGAGGAAGACCGACCUGCGGAACUCUCGCCAAACCAUCAGGACCCCGGGGAGAAUGACGGGACACCGGAAUCACAGCCUGGUUUAAAGGACUUAGAGGGUCGUCCUUUUACUUUUGCGAUGUCGAGGAGCGGGUCUCUAAGGCCGCAGGGCAACGGUAGCGGUGCGUUCCCUCAGGCUCAGAGCACGCCCAAUCCACCGCCGUCGACUAAGCCUGUAGCACCAAUGACCGACCCUCGCCUCCGUCUCUUCCAAUUCCAGUACGAUACAUUUACUCGCGAACACCUUUCAGCAAUGGUCGACUCUAUCGCGAUCAACUCACCUUCAGGCCAAACGGGGUCUAGCCGCGAUCAAUCCCCUGUUCUUCGUCUUCCACGCGUGGCGGAGGCUGCGGGGGACCGGGAUACAUUGGCGCGUAUGCGGAGCGCAAAACGUAUCAAGUUGAGCCCGCGUAGCGACUUCUAUGGCGAGGAUGCAGGCGAGGAUGCGAUAAUCGCACGUCCGAAGCCCAUAGGCCGCGACUAUGUUGGGGAAUCGCAAUCGUUAAUGCAGAAGAUUAAGCAGGCUCGCGACUUUUCCACCAUCUCCACAGAAGCGAGCGCACAACAUAGCCCUGCAGGGACCGUAAUCGAACAUCCUUCUAAUCCUGUCGAUGUCACCAAUGUAGAGAGUGGUAGAGCCGACGCCAACCGACUUGGCUUACCCGAAGCCGGUAGCAGCAACUCAUCUGCGACUGGGAGCAGUAUCAACUCGCGGAGCGGCUCUGCGUAUCGAGAGCAGGCUGAGGCGUUAAUGGCCCAGAUUAGGGGUGACGUGAAGAGCCAGAAACGGCUCUUCUCCGGAGACACCGACACAACGACCUUCACUGCGCCUUUCGAGUCUUCAGUCGACACUAUUCAAACACAGUUAACCCAGAGGACCGGCAAGGACCCUGCGAGAGAAGGCUCUCUUCGUCAUCAACGGAUAGCGUCUUCUAAUUCAACUGGUUCAACUCGCUCGAAGCCCAGAAAUUCUCCUCGACGGGUUUCCAAUCCUAUUUCGAAGGCGUCCUCUUCAAGGACGAUCUCGAACCUGGCAGAUGGUGUCGCGGAUAUGAACCUUCGAAAUUCCCGCAAUACAGCAAUUGUAGUGACCAUCACACCACCGACUACUAUUCUACAUCCUAGCGAAGCUGCUGCCCUAGCUACUCGGGCCCCCGCGGCGUAUCCCGCAUAUUCCAUUCGAUCUGCCACAAAUGACGAUCUGAACCGCUUCGUCUCAUCAAGCACAACGGCCUCAGGCACGACGAUAACCUCUGGGACAGCGGCUUCUUCAUUCGUGAAGCAUGCGGGCCCUGCACAAAUACGAACAAUCGCUCCCCAGGACUUGCCCACGCUCCCCGACAAGGUGGGCAAGAUGGUGUACGACAAAGUCUUAAUGAAAUGGGUGAAGAAUCCGGCGUUUGAAGCGUCGACAGGCCCAGGGGCUUUUGCUUCCUUGCACGACGCGGAAGGGGAGAGCGAGGACCCCUUCCGAGAUAUCGACAGCCUGGACGAUUCUAGAGCAAGGGACCAGCCUGACCUCUCGAGACGAACUGCUGCCACUGAUAUUGACGAGGUUAUGAGUAGGAUCGAGGAGGUGUCGGAGGUUGACGAGGAAGAAGCUGAACUGACGAGCUUCUCCUUCGACGAUCCUACGGCGGGCAUUGUCCCAGUUAUGACCGGCGUUGAGACAGAAGGAUCCGACGGUGGAGAUUAUGACGAGAGCACGGAUUCAGCCGACGAACAGGAGGAGAAUGCUGUUGUGCCGAACGAAGUGUCUGGUGAUGGCUUCGAGACCGAAGAUGAGUUACGUCCGACGGAGGCAUCUUUGGCCGAAGCCGAGUCAGAUUUGCGCUACUCAAUUGAGUCAUUGUCCAUCGUCGCUGUCGUAGUAAGCCCUCAGAGGCGGUCGACCGGCCCUGCGCAAGCUUCGACCCCGAGAGUCCGUUCCGUGUUGAAAAGCGCCACGGCUACGCCAGUCUCUGUCAUGAAGGAUUCCAGCCGCCAUAGGACACCAGCAAAUAAACAUCGGCAUCGCAGAUCAGUGAGCUUCUCUGACGGAAAGAGGGACGGCCCUAUUCGUGGGUUGAGCAGAACAAUGGAGGACUCUCUCUCACUAGCGAGCAGCAGUGGGGCUAGCGAAAACAACACCAUCAGGGACGCCGGUCACACUACCCCUGGCUUUGUACCGUCUGCGCGGUCAAAGCGCAUCGCAGACCUGGUGGAAAACCUCGAAUCGGAUUCCGGUUCUGAGAAUAAUGAAUCUCCAACGAAGACUUCUACUUCAGAACGUCCUGAUGAACUUCAGCCACUGACCUCACGGGACCCGAAUAGUGCCGCAGGAUCCAUCACCUCGAGGGGGAACGAUUCUCGCAGGGUAUCUUCAAGGUCCAGCAAGCAUGCUGUACUAUCACCGACGAGAUCAUAUCGCGGAAUCCCCACUACCACUGGGAAUGCGACUUUCCUCACGGAGUGUUCUUUCGGAGUAGCUCAUGACCGCUUGGUCCAGGUCAUCACCGAUGUGCAGCCGUUUGAACCACACUGGGAGGAACUCAGCCACAUUGAUUUAUCGGAGAAGAAAAUCGAGAGUGUGGCGAGGCUCAAGGAGUUUCUUCCCCACUUGGAUUCAUUGAGCUUGAAUUCGAAUCAGCUUUCUUGGCUCAGUGGAGUGCCUAGCAGUGUGAGGACAUUAUCUGUCUCGUCAAACAGUCUCACCGCGUUGUCUUCCUUUGGUCACCUGCUCAAUUUGGAGAACCUCGACAUCAGCAAGAAUGAUAUCGACUCGUUGCGCCAGCUGAGCUGCUUGCGACAUCUUCGGGAACUGCGGGCUGAUGCGAAUAAGAUUGGUAGCAUCGAUGGCCUCGAGCGAAUGGAUGGCCUAGUGAAGCUAAGUUUGCAAGGCAAUCUCAUUCAAGCCGUUGAUCUAGCCCAAUGUCGAUGGACGAGGCUGGAAAUGUUGAACCUAAGCCAAAAUCACCUAGAUAACAUCUCGGGGCUGGCGUCACUACCUUCGCUGAUUGCCUUGAAUGUAGACAGUAACGAUUUAACCCGCCUGGAGUUUACCGCCAGCAUGCCCAAGCUACGGAUACUCCGCGCGAGCCAUAAUCGGCUCCAGGAGUUGGACGUAGGACUCAUAAUGAAUCUCAGGACGCUUUAUGCGGAUGGGAAUGUUCUUGGCGGUGGCGGGGAGGGAGGGAGGGCACGUGGUGGUCCCAGCAGUGGGAGAGCAGGAAGCGAGGGAGGCAAGUUGCAGAACCUCGAUAGAUUGGCGAAGCUGGAGAAUCUGAGUUUGAGGAAUCAGAGUGGGGGCGCGCUUGGUCUGCGACCUCGGGAUAUACGAGAUGUCAAACGGCUAUACCUCUCUGGCAACCCUCUCCCUACAUCAUUCUUCUCUACAUCAACUACACCAUUCUAUAAUCUGCUAUACCUCGAGGUCGCGGGAUGUCGCAUUUCCUCCCUCCCGCCGACCGUAUCGUCCCUCUUCCCCAACUUGAGGGUGUUGAAUUUGAACUAUAACUUUUUGGAUGAGGCCGAUGUCUGUGCACUGCUGGGUGGGGUCAACGCCCCGGCUGCUGGUUCGAAUUCUGCCGGCUAUUCCAAUGGUUUGGGUAGGCUGCGAAAGUUGAUGAUCGUCGGCUCCAGGGUAAGGAGCAUGAAGAAGGUUGUGGGGUUGCUCUCGCGGCUUAGAGAGGUGGAGCUCCUGGACUUCAGGAUGAACCCAUGUACACUAGGGUGGUAUCUGCCUUUGCUGGUGAAGGAUAUACCCGGCGCGCUGCAACCUUCGAAGACUUCCUCUUCCUCUUCCGAGCCAGCGACGUCAAACUCAAAUGGAGCUGAAUCCCGGCCGCGCGACACUUGGCAAGAGCUUGACACUAAAUUCCGGCGGGAUCUCCCCGAUGACGCCUACAUCGGUCGAUUAGCGUAUAGAGGGCUUGUCAUGCGAGCUUGUGGCGGCAUAAGGAUGUUGGACGGCGUCGAGGUUACGGAGAAGGAGAGGAAGAAGGCCAUGGGUGUUCUGAAGGGGAUUGGGGCGAGGAAGCGAGAUGGAGGGACGGGGGGCGCGGCGGGAAAGGAUUAG